CAGCCGCCGGAACGCGCGCAUCCCAGCAUUCGCGUUUCCACCGAGCCCCGCGAAACCACGUUCUUCAUCCAGACAAUCUUGGUAAUCUUUGCCGAUCUUCGUUCCGUGUCUAAUCCUAUUAGACUUCCUCGACGCUUCAUUUGUGUCCGCGAGUGUAUCGAGCCUGCACGCGACUCCAUAAUCUCUAUACUCCAGGUGUGAUGACGUUUUAGCGAAAGGAAAAAAGAGCAAAAACAUAUUAGACACAUUAUCAUAGGAAUACUCUCUUCUCCGAAUUCAGCGUUAAGACAUCGGGCCGAUCGAUCUCGUUAAUAAUGCAAAUUCCCCGCAAGGAUUCUGCGUUAUCUUGGGAAGUAUCCUUUCGGCACGCAGGACUCACCGCAAGUCCGUCCGCACGUUAGAAGAUGGAACCGCGUGAGACAACACUGCUGUCCAUUUCUCAGCACAGAUCGUCCCCUCGUUUCUUUUCCUCCUUCGUUCUUGGGAACGAAAGUCGAAGGCGACGCAACGAGAUCGCGAAGACGCGCACACGCGAUGCCACGAUCCGAGAUCAAUCGGUUGCCGGUCCUGCGCCACCGCAGCUUCUCCUUUGUUCCAUCUGUGCGGCGGAUGCAGCUCGUGUGAUACAGUGCGCUUUCGUGAUCGCUGCUCAGAGUUCUCGGUGAGAUCGCGUUCGCGAUCGUCAGCCGAUUUAUAAAAUCGAGAGACGCAACUGCGUCGUCAGUAUUGUCGUUAACGAUUACCGUUAACUGGCAUCAGCAAUCGGAUCGUCGUGUCUUACGCGUCACAGCGAGUCGUGAAAGCACUCCUGUGCCGAGGAUGCGUCACUCAAUAAAAUCCCGGUGCUACACUGACUGAUUUUCUUCCACCUACCUCUUAGGGAAGGUGGGAUUCGAGCUUCGAGAAUCGAUAGACAUGGAGGUACGUGCGGAACGUCCCAGAACGGCGGGGCGCAUUGGGCCGACUGGUCGCGUCACACCGACGAUCCACCAGCAGCAGACCAGUCACCAGGGAGGGAGGCGAAAGGCGAUUCCCGUCCCACCACCGAGGGUGCCGACCCCAAUGCCGCUGGUCAACAAUAAUCAGCAAAGAAACAAUGCGAACGCGGUGCCUUCGGCCGGCAUUUCCAUCGAGAAGAAGGAACCGCACGAGAACAUUGCCAGGAUAGCCAAGCGCUACCUCGAUGACAACAUGCAGCAAGCCUGGAUCAACCCGCGUCUGAUCUCAAUGAUAAAUAUGGAGGCUGUCACUUCCACGGACUACGACUCGAGCAAUCUCAGCCGUAACUUCAAUCAGGUGGGCUUCAACACGUACAAUUAUUCGCAGUUCGAAGAGAAGUACAAGCCCCGCCAGUUCUUCAAGUACGGAGACGAGUACCUCGAGUACGGGCGCAACUCGGUUCGCCUGGGAUUGGAUUCACGUGCCACGAUUAAGCAUUCUGGUCAAGAUGCCUCGGCGAAGCUCAGUCAGAGAUACUCGCGCAGUCAUUCCCAGCCGGAACGACGUCAUAACUCCCAGAACGAAACGCGCUCAAAGUCUCAGAAUUCCCAUGAACUCACGAUAUAUCAGAUCGAUCCGCCAAUAAAACACGAGAAUCAAUAUGGCAAGUUCAAUCGUUCGAGCGCUGAUAAAGUGACCUGCUGUAAGAAGGAGCUGACCUUCUAUGAGAUGAACGGUCCACCGGGUGCUCAACAACAGCAGGACAAAGCCAAGGAGUCCAUGUACAUUCAGCCCGACAAGAGCGAUAAGCGCGACAAAAGUAGUCUGAUACCAAAGUACUUGAGUCAGAACAAGUCCUCGCAGCAGCAGCAGCAGCAGCAGCAGCAGCAACAACAACAACCCGAUCAGAAGUAUGUGCCACCCAGCUACCAGCUGAACAGAUCACAGUCCGAUCUAACGGAAUGCCAAUUACCGAACUACAGCCAGGGACAUCAUCAACGCAACCCUUACAUCGAUCCACCCAAGUAUCGUCAAUACGAGAGACCGCCGCGAUACCAGGAGACGCCGCCAAAGUCCGAGCCACCGCCAAAAUACGCCGAAGUGACCAGACGUCAGGAAGAUCUCAAACGACUCCAGGAGGAGAGGGGGCGCCGUCAGAGUAGUAGAGGAGUGGCGCUCGGCACCGAGGCACCCGCUAAUCUGGCCAGUAUCACGCCGAACGCGCGAGAAGCAGUACGCGUCCCGACGCGCCAGCGUCCGACGCACAAGCCCAGCGACGUGCGUGUCAAGUCGAGCGACGCGGAUCAGCAGCAUCAAUUGAUCCAGUACGAGAGCAGCGAUGACUCUGAUAUCGAUUCGAAGCUCGACAUGUUGAAGGUCAACCAACCUAACGGCAGCGCACCCGGUGUCGGUGGUUGCGCUUCCGGUCCUACUCAGCUGACUCUCAACGCUAGUGCUAGUGUGACUGGUGGUCGUGGUGGUGGUGGUGGUGGUGGUGGUGAUGGUGGUGGUGGUUCUGGUGGUGGUUCUGGUGUUGGUGCUAGUGCUGGUGCUGGUGCUAGUGUAAUAAUACCAAGAAGUGUGUCACCGGAAGGGAAGGAAAAACUGAAAGGCACAGUAGACUCUCUGCUGAAAACUAGCGAGGCUGUUCAGGGUAGAAUAAACGAAAAAUCAAUGCUCAAAAUUGAAAAGACCAGGGGUCUGCAGGAGACCGCAAAAAGUCACUCGGAGAAGACCAAGUCGUUACAUCAGGAUGAGAUGACCAGGAGCAGGUCUUUGGCCUACGAUUCAACCGGGUACAAGGUUGAAAACAUCAAGUACUAUGGUGAACUCAAAGGAUACGACUUCAAGUCGUACGGGACCAUAGACAAACCGGCCACGGGCAACUCGCACGAGAAAUUCCAUCAACAUUCUGAGAAGUCUUGCCAUCAAAGUUCCCACGAGAAGAGCCACGCGAAGAUCAAUCAGUGUUACGGCACGCAAGGCAAGCAGCUCAGUGUUCAGACAGUCGAGGGUUUCGCCAAGCCCAAUGGUUGCGGUGACAAGUAUCCGGAUCAUUACUAUCACAGAUCGGCGCACUCAAAACCAAACGCCUCCCAUGUCUAUCAGGAAAGCAAGUACUCGUACAACGUGAGUGGCAUACCUGGAUCUCCGGCGCAAGCCAGCGCAGCCGCAGCGUUCUUCGCAAGGGCCGCGCAGAAACUGAAUCUGUCCUCGAGUCCACAUCGACGACGCCGAUCCGGCGACGAGAACAUCUCGCAGGAGGAGCAGCCUGUCUUCCCGAAUGGCUACGCUGCCCUUCUUCUGAAGUCACCACCACCCGCACCACCCGCUCUUCUCCGGAGGAUUGGCGUCAAGGAGCUCACCGGCGUCGGCAAGGUGAAAGUGAUGCUGCGCGUUUCAUCAGGCGAGAGUGGAAGUUUCUUCAAUGCUGACAAACGGAAGAAGCAGGUCACCCUGGUGGACCCAGCAUCCGGUCAGUCGAAUUCGGCGGAGGAUCGCAGACCCACAGUGGCUGCGCCCAAGAUGUUCGCAUUCGACGCCAUCUUCACGGAGGAGGAUUCUCAGACUGAAAUCUGUUCGAGUGCACUGACCGACGUCAUCCACGCUGUUAUCAACGGUACCGACGGCUGCCUCUUCUGCUUCGGACACGCCGGUCUAGGCAAGUCGCACACGAUGCUGGGCACCGCCGAAGCCGGACACACCCUCGGCGCCAUCCCCUGCGCCAUCGCCUGGCUCUUCCGAGGGAUUUCCGAGCAGCGACAGAGAACCGGCGCUAGAUUUAGCGUGAGGGUCAGCUGCGUCGAAUUGACUGCGGGUCAGCAGCAGCUUCGUGACCUCCUGGCCGCACAUGCCAACGACUCCGAACAAUCGCCAGCCGUCUACCUCAGGGACGACCCUCUCUUCGGCACCCUGCAGCUGCAGCAGCACAGCGAGCUGAGGGCGCCGACGGCCGAGCGUGCCGCCUUCUACCUCGACGCCGCCGUCGCCGGUCGACAGCGCGAAGACGGCGACGCUCACAUGCUCUACACGCUCCACGUUUACCAGUACAGCGUGGCCGGCAAAGGAGGAGUCGCCGGUGGCAGGAGCAGACUCCAUCUCAUGGACCUGGGCAAUUCCGAUCGCGGAAAAUCAUCAGGUGGAAUCCCUCUCUCAGGAUUGGGCAAUAUCCUUCUGGCGAUCUUCAAUGGGCAGAAGCAUCUCCCCUACAAGGAGCACAAACUUACGCAACUACUUAAGGAGUGUCUGGGCUCGCUUACGUGUCACGCCGCUAUGAUCGCGCACGUAUCUCCAAAUGCACAGCAUUAUACGGAAACACUGACGACGGUCCAGCUGGCGUCCAGAAUCCACCGGAUGCGCCGUCGGAAAAUAAAAUUCGUCAACGGUGGUACUCAGGGAACCGGAAGUGGCGGGAGUUCCGGGGAGGAAGCCGCCAGACAAAACAGCGAAUGUGAUCCCAGCUCUUCGGAUCUCUCAGCUGACACUGUGAUCUACGUAGGUCCUGGUGUCGACGACGCCACGGAUGGCGAGCAUCCUCCCGUCUAUAUACCCAGUCUGAACUCGGGAGACAAUCGAUGCGCGAUGGGCCGCGUUCUGAGAGGCUCGGCGGCCGAGAGGCCCGCCAGAAUUCCAGAAGAACGAAGUCCGGCCCACAAAGCCACGAAGCUCGUGAAGGCCCUGACGCAGACGGCCUCGAAGCAGACAUCGCCUGCUCACAGCGCCACUCCCAAGGCCAGUCCAGCUCGGAAAACUUCGGUCAAGGUCUCCACGUCCAAGUUGAACGACUCGCCGACAAGCAAGAUACCUGUGGCAGCACCUAGUGGCGGAUCGGACGAGCAAUGGAUUGAUGGCCCAAGAAUUUCAAAGUCCAAAGUAGCAGAGGCUCGGCACCUCCUUAAAGAUUCGCAUCAUCAUAAACGCGAGACAUGGAUUGAUGGGCCCAUGCAGAUGGCCGGCGGCCCUCUGCCGCUUCACGCGCAGCACACAUCAGGAUAUGGAUUUAUGGACAGUCAUAAGAAGAGCAUGAUCAGGAAAUGGGUGGAGAAUCAGUCCUCGCAAAUUCAGCGCACCAAGCACGUUGCCCCCAGAAUAGAUCCGAAACUUGCAGUCCAAUCUUCGCAGUUCAAGGAGCUGACGACCUUCAAAACCUGCGACGACGACGACGACAUGUCCUCCGCGGUCGACAGCGAGGGUAUGAAGAUGAGCGACAUCGAGGACAUCACGGAAAAACUGGGCGCCAAGCUGAACCUUCUUAACGUCAAGUCCAACACGGAUUCCGGACUGGAUCUUACAGCUAGUCCUAUAAUGGAGGAUAGUCUGGAUAGGUCCAAAUUGGAUAUUCCGGACGAUGAAGAUGACGACGAGGAGAUCGUGGUGCCCCCUCCAUUGCCUCUUAUCGAACCUCUGAGCAACGGAGUCAGCAGAGAAGUCUCGAUGGAGAGUCUUAAUCUCUCGCAUAAGGACGUCGUCCUGCCGUCCCGUCAUUCUCUCUCCUCCGAGGACGAGAUCCUGGAGAUCGUCGAGGUCGAGGAUUUGGAACCUGUUCCCACGCAGGAUUCCUGUCUCCAAGUGACUGAGGAGGACAUUGCUCUGUGCAUGGGAGAGAAUCCUCUCCCGGAAAGUGACCAAGAGGAACACCCGCUGAGGAUACUGAGUCAAGAAAAUCUUACCAUUGUAUCCACCUUCACUGACUCGAUGUCAGUGAUGUCGGACAGCGAACGCUACAGACCUCAAUACCCGCCGCCCGUGGGGGCGGGCAUGCUUCCUCGACCAUACUUUGACCACGAGGACUUCCUGGAACAGGAAACCAGACACAAGUUCGAUCAAUUGGCUCGUCUCCACGAACUUUAUCAGAGCAAACUUGCCCUCGCCAACGUCUCCAAUUCAGCAACUUAUCAGAGAGAGAACUCGUCCUCCGUGAGCGUUCGGGACGCUCCAUCCGCCACCGUCUUCCGUCCACCGUCUCGCUGUCAGUCCUUGUCCCUUUCGGAUGUCUUCUUCAACGACAACGCCAGCAACCAUGGUAGUAUCUACAGCGAGCCUGCCUACAUCCCAGGCAAAACCGAGCAGGAGAAAAUCUGCGACAACUGCAGGCAGAGUAUGUCGCGACCCGCGACCACGUCCUACUGGUAUCCAAGCAGUGGAGGACACCUCGCGAGUCCCAAAAGAUACUGCGGCAAGUUCGGCGAGUGCAAUAUAUCUAGUCUCAGGCAUCCAGAUGGCGCUUCGAAUCCUAAUCUCAAGGAGGAAAUUGAGAGGAUACCAGGAAACGGAGCCUCGGGUUCUGAUCCCGAGGAAGAGUACAUCGAGGCCAAGAAGCUCUUCACUACUGCCGAGAGAUCCGAGAGAACGGUCACUGGGAAAUCGGACGUCGAAGAAGACCUUAAGCUUCCAGUACCGGUGCCCCUGCAAUUGUCCAUAGCGUCCUCUGUACCAUCUUCAGGGAAAAUGCAACGGAAGAUCCUGAGCUUGGGCUCAUCUCUGGGAUUAAAUAAAGAGGGUUAUGACUCAGGGGCUGAUUCUACUCCGAGGGCUGCUAAACUCUCUCCGGCUACCCUUUCGAGGCAUCGAGCCGAAAGCUCGGGUUACGACAGCGUCGUACGGGACAGUGAAAGCAGUAGCAUCGCUAGCGACUCCUCGAGGCAGACCAGCGCUCUUCAGGAACACCAAGCGGUGGGACGGCUGGUGGCAGGGUACGGGCCCCGGGCCCAGUCCCAGCCAACCCACGAGGGGAUUCUCACGUACUCAGGCGAGGACGUGGCCAUUCUGGAGCGGCGCGCGCGAGUACGCUCGGAGCCCCGUGGGACGAUGUCCAGGAUACACAGCCUGCGGCUGCGCCAGCGCCUUCUUAGGCAGGAGCUACGCGAGGCAAAGAAGCGCCUCAUGGUUUCGGAUGAUCGAUGGAGUUUUGAACUACACGUCGAGGACAGCAUGGACUGGCAGGAUCCGUCAUUCCUGGAAGCCCUGGAGGCAGAGACUUUCAUCCUCCAGAAGAGAGUCGAAGCCUGCAAGAGUCACGUCCUCCUGGUUACGUGCUUCGACACUUGUCCCCUGCAGCAACGUCGCCACAUCGAGCCACCGCCCGGCAUCAGAAUCACCUAACAUAGAUUCGGAUCAGUACGCUUUACCACGUGCUGAUCAGAAACCCAGCUAACUACUCCACGACCACAACCUCACCAUCAUCCCCAUCCCCAUCCGCAUCUGCAUCCGCAAUCCCACUCAACCUUGUGCCUAACUCGUAUUCACGAUGCAUCGCACCGUCCGACUCGUUAGCUAAUAACUUCAUCGGACAUCGCACAUUCUCACCGUCAUCGCUAUUCGGCGUAGUAUCAUUCGCACGAUCGAAUGACAAGCUAAAGAGAAAAUUAUAAAAGACACGUCUCCUUCGAUCGAGACUGUGGCAGGCACCAGCUUAGUUAGUAUUGCACGGGUUAAAAAAUUGGAGAGCCAAGCGAACAUCAAAGACAUUUACACAUUGAGCAAGUGCGAGUGACGCAACAUGACAGUUUUCUGAUGUCAAGACGUUACGGCGUUUUCAUUCUGUGUUCGUAUUAAAUGAAAAUAUAUAUAUAUAAAUUCCCGUGCAUAAUCCGAAUGUCAAGCUCGCUGGAGAAGAAUAAAUGCAAAAAUACGACAUCGCCGCGGUACGAUAAAUAUCUUAAGAAACAGCGCACACGCGAGCUGUCGUCCCGCUGAGGAACAAUCUGCCAAAACCGUUAUACGAUUAUCAAUUAAUUAAAAAAGAAGGCCGUAAUUAAUAUAUAAUGCACGCACGUUAAUUCAAUAUUAUCGUAGUUUUAAUUAUUAUACGCAGUUACCGCACUUCGUAGGAUUCAUAACACUCACGUAGGGAUGCAAGCUCACGAAAAGUAACUUAAACGUAUUUCGUAAUCUUAAAUGAUAAAGCAUGCGAGCAACCGCAUUGGAAGGGAGGAGAGCCUAGUUGUGAUAAAAAAAAAAGAGAGCUGCCACGAGUGCAGACACAGAUAGAGAGGGAGAGUAGGCGAAGCGAAAUGAACAAAUCUUGGCGAAUGAGAACAACGGAGAAGAAAUUGGUCGAACAGGAAUAAGUUAAAGGAAGAUUGGGAGAUAAAUACAUAGAGGGACAGAGAGAAGGAUAAAGAGGGAAAAAGUAAAAUAAACGCAACGAGAAGUCUAUCUUUCGAAUUUCCCUAUCGUUGCGAGGCAACCAUUCUCUUUCUCCUCUGAACUCUACUUUGGGCUUCCCUUCAACCGAUUCAUGUGAACCCGUCGAGAGGUCUUACUUCCGCUUGAUCCGGAUACGGAUGAUCAGAUGCCUUCCGUUUAUUUGGAGACUCCCAGCGAAUCGUCAACGGUUACCCGAAGCACACUACCUAUACGUAUCCCUGUGGUUGCCGCCACAUUCACUCGGUUGCAAUCCUUACCUAGGAAUCCUAGGAUUUACGAAGCAAUGCGAAAAAAGGCGUACGCACGUACACGCGAGGCGCACGCAUAUUCAAUUGGCACGUUCGCACUCACAUACAGACAAAUUCAUAAUCAUAGACACAAGAUAAAUCCAUCUGUCAUGUAUUCUUCUACAUCCCACUACGUCUCUGUAUCAUAGUACUUGUACCAUACGCAUAUUUUAUAUGUACAAAUUAGCCAUGUAAUUUCUUGUAAUAAAGAUCAAUUUACAACGUGA
Molecule: messenger RNA, 8602 nt
Organism: Cephus cinctus (wheat stem sawfly)
Lineage: Eukaryota; Metazoa; Arthropoda; Insecta; Hymenoptera; Cephidae
Exons: 16
Coding region: 916-7041 (2041 amino acids)
Biological process (GO): microtubule-based movement
Molecular function (GO): microtubule motor activity; ATP binding; microtubule binding
Source: RefSeq, a predicted model, not a curated record